GGAGCCGCUAAAUUUCGCGAGGGUCACUGGGCAAUGUAGUUCUAUGGUGUUACAGCAACGGAGAGGUCAAUUUGACGCCAUCACAGCACCUCCCGAUUCUUAGCCCGUGUGCUGUCAGCCGGUUCCCAGUACAGCCUUCGGCAGCGGGUACGGGUUGUCACGUGCUCACGUUCCUCCUGUGACGUAUCUUGUUGCAAAAAUAAAAUCGGGUGAAGGAAGAAUUAGAGGAGCCAACGGGACGGCGACCGCCAUGUAGCGGUCGGUGACGGGGUCUGUACAGCAAUGAAGAAAUGGCAACCAAGUGAGAGAAGUGAUGCAGAGGGAAAAGGAGAAAAUGGAGCCUGAGCAAGGCAGAGUGGGGACAAGGAGCAUUGUAAUGAGUUAAACACUCCUGUUCUCUGGGGAAGAUGGGAACGCACAGGGAGAGGAUCCCGCUCUUACAGGAGACCUUUAGCCUGAUCUGUUCUGUCACGGCCCCACUACAAGACCCGAUCUUGUCUGCACCAACCAAAUCCCGACAGUUGGCAGCCUGCGACUACGAAGCGGCGGGGGCGGCACGAAGUACCGGAGUCUGGGAGACAUCGGCGUCGGUAAACUGCAGGAGGUACACACGUCCCGUGGAUCCAAGUUCCCAUUUGACGUAGACUUCAGCAGUUCGGAGGGUACGUCUGAGCUGCUCCCGUCACUGGACCACCUCUUGCACGGGGCAGCCUGAACUGUGGCUAACAGCACGGGAGGUUCAGAAUUGUUUGAUCCGAUGAUGUUGCUGGGGCUUUACUCUCCCUCUAACCUAUUUUAGUUUGAGUCUUCCUCAAGUCAGUCUCUGCAGUUCACUGGGACUGAGUGAAUCACUAUACAUGGUGAGUUUUCGAUCCUUUCAUCCUCAACUUGUCUGUGCUGUUCCUGCCCUGUGAUGUGAUGGUACUGUAUAGAGGGAGCUUCACUCUGCGUCUGACCAUGGGAGUGUGUGAUGGGACGAUGUGGAUGGAGCUUCACUGUGCACCUGAUCCCAGGAUUGUGUGUUGGGAUGAUGUGAAGGGAGCUGCCUCUGUGUCUGACCCCGGGAGUUUGUGAUGGGACAUUGUGGAGGGAGCGUCACUCUGUAUUUGACCCUGGGAUCGUGUGAUGGGAUGGUGCAGAGGGAAUGUCACUCUGUGUCUGACCCAGAGAGUAUAUGAUGGGACAAUAUAGAGGGACCUUCACUCUAUGUCUGACCCUAUGAGUGGUGAUGGGACAGGGUUGAGAGAAAUUCACUCUGUGUCUGGUGCCGGGAUUUAGUGAUGGGACAAUGUGAAGGGAGCUUCACUGUCUGUCUGACCCCAAAAGUAUGUAAUGGGACAAAAUAGAGGGAGUUUCACUGUGUAUCUGAUUCCGGGAGUGUGUGAUAGGACGGUGUAGAAGGACCUUCACUCUAUGUCUGACCCCGGGAGUGUGUGAGGCGACAGUGUGUCUGACCCAUGGUGUGAGAAUGCAUGAUGGGAUGAUGUAGAGUGAUAUUUGUUGACUCUUUGCUGUCUUAUUUGCAUUUGGUCUGGAGUUUGGUUUUGGGCUAAGAUUUGAAGAAUGGAUCUGUGACUGAUGUUAUGUCAAUAGCAGCAAUGUUAACCAAGCAGGGAAAGCUGUUAAAAGUCUUAAAGAAACAUUUUGUUAAACAAAAUAUUCUGCAGGGUUUUUUUAACAAAUGAAAAGGGAAGCGGUGUACAGGAAGUUACUUCAUUCAGACUGUGGUUGGAUUGAAAGUGGUGACAGUUCCGGGCGCACGUUGUGUCUCUCGGCUGUACACUUAGCAUCUUGCAGGAUCCCAGCUCAGCAGGCGGUGAAGACCAUGGACAGCUGGCUGCGACAGGCCAUUCUUGCGUUGGUUGUGUUGGAGAGCGUUGUCCAGACCCAGCCUGCAAGAGGCCCCUUGGCUCGGAUCUCACACCCUCCUGGUGAUCCCAGCCGACAGGUCCAAAGGUUCUCCAAGGCAGACUGCUACAACUACAGCUCCCUGCUGCUUAGUCAGGACGAGGAGGAGUUGUACGUGGGUGCCCGGGACAAUCUCUUCUCCAUCGACACCGAAACCUUUGGAAGCAUGGAGACGGUAAAAGAGCUUAACUGGACGGCGACAGAAAAGAAAAUGCAGGAAUGUUCCUUCAAAGGGAAGAGCAAGGAGAGCGAUUGUUUUAACUUCAUCCUCGUGGUGCUGCCUGUGAACGAGAGCUGCCUCUACAUCUGUGGGACCUAUGCUUUCAGCCCAACCUGCACCUAUGUGGACAUCCAGACCUUCUCACUGUUGACAGAUGCCACCGGAAGUCCUCUGACCGAAGAUGGCAAAGGUCGCAUCCCGUUCAACCCUUCGCUGAGAUACACAGUGUCCAUGGUUGAUGGAGAGUUAUACUCCGGAACAACUAACAACUUCCAAGGGACGCAGCACCACAUCUCCCGCAGCCUCGGUCACCAAGUUCCCCUGAAAACGGAACCAUCCUGCAACUGGCUACAAGAACCUUCAUUUGUGGGCUCCACCUUCAUCCCAGAGGCAGAAGGCGACAAGAUCUACUUCUUCUUCACAGAAUCGCGGACUUGCUCAGACCUGUUACAACGGAUGAAUGUGACGAUGGUAGCUCGGGUCUGCAAGAGUGAUGUUGGAGGAGAGAGGGUGUUGCAGAAACGAUGGACCACUUUCCUCAAAGCCCAGUUACUGUGUUACCUCCCUGAGGACCAGUUCCCACUCAACAUCCUCCAGGACGUGUUUGUGUCCAAGAGCAAGGAGGGGACAGUGAUCUACGGUGUCUUCAGCUCACAGUGGUUCUAUGGUGGGUCCAAAAGUUCUGCCAUAUGUGCCUUUGAUUUAGCAGAUAUUCAAGCCGUCUUCAAUGGAAAGUACAAGAUCCUAAACAGGGAACAGCAGAUCUGGUCAACGUACAGGGGCGAGGUGCUGGAGCCCAGGCCAGGCGCAUGUAACACGGCAAGCUCGUCAGAUUCCACCCUCAAUCUGCUGAAGGACGUCUUCCUGAUGGAUGGGGUAGUUCACCCCCUUGGACGCCAGCCGCAGCUGACCAGGGUACAGGAGCAGUAUGUGAAAAUCACAGUGGACAGCGUGAGAUCCAUCAGAGCUGUGAUGCACAGAGUGAUGUUCCUGGUUACAGACCAUGGCUUCUUGCACAAGGCUGUGAUCGUGAACAAUGUCUCUUACAUCAUUGAGGAGAUUCAGCUGUCCCCAGCACCAGGAGUGGUGCGCAGCCUUGUCCUGUCUCCAGCUAAGGGAGUUCUCUACAUCGGAUCUUCAACAGGUGUUCUGAGGGUGGCAGUGUCCAACUGCAGUGCCUAUCCUAGCUGUGGGGAGUGUGUGUUAUCCAGGGAUCCCUACUGUGCCUGGGACAACAGCAGCCUCGUCUGCAGGGAGACACGGAACAAAACACACAGGCAAGACUGGUUGCAGGACAUUGAGAAUGCAGACGCAGCCACUCUGUGUUCAUCCCAACCUGUGAAGGCCGAUUCAAGGACACAGAUACCCAUUGGAUUAGCAACAGGUGCAGACAGCAUGGUGGAGAAGGUGGUGUGUGCCGAUUCCUGGGUCCACUUGCCGUGUAAGGUGGGAUCGCGGCUGGCACAACUGAACUGGACUCAGAACGGGAGGGAUGUGCUAAUCUCUGGCCUGAAGCCCCAGCCCAGUGGCAUUUCCUUCGCUGCCUCCAGCAAUCACCAGGGGCUGUGGGAGUGCUGGGCUAUGGAGAAUGGGUUCCGCACCCUGGUGGCCAGUUAUUUGCUGCGGCUGGCUGGGGUGUCCCGGACUGGGAAUGAGAUCAAUGCCUCAUGGUCAGCCAGCGAAGGACAGGCGUCCCAAACACAUACCUACUUGGGUGAGCUGGUGGCGGUCAGCGUGCUCCUCGCCACCGUGGUCCUGCUGGUGUCUGGCCUUGCUCUGAAUCGCUACUGUAGUCAUCGGAGGGCAAAGAAGAGAGUGGGGCAUGGCGCUGAGUUGCGGUCGGAGGAUCUGGGUGUCAGUGAGGGCGAGCUGGAGUCAGCGCUCUUGAACAAGACUGCCGAGGGUGGCCCCACCUACCCAACACAGACAGGAGUGGUCAGCAGAGAGACCAAGUCACAACCGGCAGCCAGCUCGGAACCCCGGAACAGAACUCCUUCAUCCAACCCCCAGACACAAGUGGACAUUUAGGAUAGGGGGUAUGGGAGGGUUUCACUAACCGCUGACUUCAAAAUGGGGUGGGAGGUGGGGAGGGAGAAAGCACUUUGACGUUCCAGGGUUAACGUCAGGGCAAAGCCUCGGCCGCCCUCUCCACCCUGACUGGUCUUUCUGUCUUGGUGAGACUGCAUCCACUACUUUUACUGUAAGUGCAACUCUGUGGGCAGAACGCUUCCCCACUGCGGUGCCUUUGUCUCCCCAGCUAUCAGCCUUUCCCAGUCAGCAGGGGCGGUGUGUUAUGGUAAUUGGUUUAUAAUUGUCACCUGUACCGGGACACCGUGAAAAGUUUCUGUUUGUGUGCUGUCCAUGUAAAUCAUUCCAUACACAUGUACAAAACAAACAAUAUUAUUCUACCUUGCAGUGCAGGUAGACAGUGAAUUGCAAGGUCCACAACAAGGUAGUUUCGGAGACCUUUAUCAUAUCAUUCAAGAGUCUGAUUACAGCAGGACAGAAGCUUUCUUAAGACCAUAAGACAUAGGAGGAAAAUUAGUUGAUUUGGCCCAACACAUCAUGCCUUUUCAUCAUGGCUGUCUUGUUAUCCUCCUCAAUCCUAUGCUCCUGCCUUCUCUUCAUAACCUUGACACCCUUACUAAUCAAGUAUCUAUCAACCUCCCCUUUAAAUAUACACAAUGAAUUGGCCUCUACAGAUGUCUAUCGCAAUAAAAUCCACAGAUUCACUGCCUUCUGACUAAAAUUCUUCCUCAUCUCUGUUCUAAACAGAUGUCCUUCUAUUCUGAGGCUGUGCUCUCUUGUUCUGGACUUUCCCCUAUAGGAACAUCCUUUUUACAUCCAUUCUAUCUAGACCAUUCAAUAUUCAAUGGGUUUCAAUGAGGUGCCCCUCAUUCUUAUAAACUCCAGUGAGUACAGGCCCAGAACCAUCAAGCAUUUCUCAUAUGUUAACCCUUUUAUCCUCGUGAACCUCCACUGGACCAUCUCCAAUGCCAGCACAUUAUUUCUUAGAAGAGAAGCACAAAACUGCUCACAAUUAUCCAAGUAUAUCCCCAAGCCUCAAGGCACAUGUUCUCAGGCUUGUGUAUCUUCUGCAGGAUGGUUGGGGGGGGUGGUGGAGUAGAGAAGGUAGAAUCCAGGGUGGGAAAAAGUCCUUAAUUGUGUUGACUGGUGGGGAGGUAUUGACUCCAGAUAGGGCAAGGGGAGACAGUCAUCCUCAUCAAGUCAAAGUGAGUUCUGUAGAAUCUGACACCCCUUCCUCCCCCAAACUACACAAGGCGAAUGGGUGUGGGAACAGCUGGAGUCCUCACUGUACACUGAGGUACCAAUGUUGCAGACAGGAGUUGAUUUUGAUGGGAUGGUAUAGGUUAUUGGGAGAGCCAGCCACCGGGACCGAGCUCGGAGCCCAGAUUAUUGUGGGGAGGUGCGCAGGAUGGUGGGGUGACUGGGAGAGGAUCCUUGUCAACAUCACAGUCCAUGAACAUGAGGGUAAUGAGCAAGGGAAAGCAUCCAGAGAACACAGGUCACCAGUGUCCUUGGUCAAACAUCCUGCAGGACCCAGUUGCUAUUUUGUCAAAAUAAAUAGAGUGUAUAAUCAUUUCUAACAUCUUUCUGCAAAGAUAAAGCCAUGUCAAUGAUAUCUGUUAAACUGUCUUUGUCGAUCCAAUGCCCAACAUCUGUAUCAGUUAUCAUGUAAUGCUACAUACAGAAACAGGUCCUUUAGUCAAUCUAGUAUGUGCCAAACUGUUACUCUACCUAGUCCCAUUGACCCAACACCUGGACCAAAGUCCUGCAACCCCAUUUUCAUCCAUGUACUUCUCCAAACAUCUCUUAAAUGUUGCAGUCAAACCCACAUCCAACACUUCCUAUGGCAGUUUGUUUCAUACGAAACACCCUCUGAGGAAGAAUAUUUCAACUUUCACCCUCAACGUAUGACCUCUACUCAGUGGAAAAAGACUGCUUGCAUUUACCCUGUCUAUAUCACUCAUAAUUUUGUAUAUUUCUUUCAAAUCUCCCCUCAUUCUCCUGUGUUCUAGGGAAUAAAGUCCUAACUCCUGUAUUCAACAUCUGUAUCACAUCAAAUUCUGGCUGAUUAACACAGCUUGCAAUCUGUAUCAACAGUUCGUAUCUGUCGUUUAAUAAGUGGUGGGUAUCUACCAACAGCUUCUGCCUCAGCAUAUCGAUGAUCAGUGUCUGCACAGUUACUACAGAUUCUGGGACACUCAGCAAGACAGGCGGCAUCUCCAGAGAGAGAAACAGAGUCAAUAGCCAAUGGACAACAUCUGGCUAAUGGCCAACAUCUGCAUCAGUAGUCCCUAUCAGGUUAACAUUCGGCCUCUAGUCAUAUAACAUAGAACAGUACAGACAUUUUGGUCUAUAGUGUUGUGCCAAACUUUUAACCAACUCUAAAAUCAAUAUAACCUUCCACUCCUACAUAGCCCUCUAUUUGUCUGUCAUCCAUGUGCAUAACUAAGAGUCUUCAAUGUAGAAGUCUCUACUACCACUCUUGGUAACAUGUUCCAUGCACCUAUCACUCUGUGUAAAAACCUACCCUAUAUUCCUCCUAUACUUUCUUCCAACCAACUUGAAAUUAUGCCCCCUGGUACUAGCCAGUUCCACUUGGAGAAAAAGUCACUGACUGUCCACUCUAUCUAUGUCUCUUACGAUUUUAUACACCUCUAAAAAGUCAUGUCUCAUCCUCCUUUGCUCCAAAGAGAAAAGCCCCAAUUCAUCCUAUCCUCAUCAGACAUGCUCUCUGAUCCAGGCAGCAUCAUGGUAAAUCUCCUCUGCACCCUUUCUCAAGCUUUCAUGUCCUUCCCAUAAUGACAACAGGAACUGAACACAAUAUUCCAAAUGUAUUCUAACCAUACUUUCGUACUGCACGGAAUUCUGCUCUGGCUGUUGAAGGAUUUGGAUGUGAUCCUAACCCUGGUACAUCUGAGCAGAAUCCUUAGGUCACCCCUCCAACCUCCACCCCACUCUGCCUCCUCAAUGAUACCUGUAUUUUCUGGCUGUGACUCCUGAGUCCCACGGGGAUUAACUGUUGGGCUUCUGCUGCUGGCACCAUGUGUCUUCAUUCCAAGGUUACGGGCAAUACGGAAUUAAUGCACAGGGGUUGGGGGUGGAAUUGGGGGGUAUAGAGGAACUACAGAAGUGGGUGAAAACAUAGAAAGCAGUACCUAAUGUGGAAAAAUACGAGAUUUAGCUUUAUAUGUAAACAUACAGUGAAAUGUGUUAUUUGCAUCAAUGACCAUCACUGCCUGAGGAUGCGCUGAGGGCAGCCUGCAAGUGCACACAACUUAACCCGUACGUCUUUGGAAUGUAAAACUGGAGCACACAGAGACCCACAUGGUCACAAAAGAACAUACAAACUCAAUACAGACACUGGCAGAGUUGAACUGGCCCUGUAAUAAUUGCAGUACUGUGUCACCCCACUGGUGCCUAGAGCAGAAUGUUUCUAAACUGGUUAAGAGAUCGAAUGUUGUUGCCAUUCGGGGACCAAGGUGUUCCUGUACAAAAGUAAUGGUGAGAACUCAGGUACACUUGUCGUUGAAGGCCAUUAGGAAGGCAAGAAGAGUGAUAAUUCAGAAUCAGGUUUAGUAACACUGACAUGUGAUAUGGAAAUGGACAUCCACAAGGGUUCCAGCUAUGCCUGCCUUUUUGUCAGCUACAUAGACGGUUCCAACUCUACAUUGAUGAAUGCACUGGUGCUGCUUCCUGCACCCAUGUGGAGCUCGUCGACUUCAUCAACUUUGCCUCCAACUUCCACCCUGCCCUCAAAUCUACCUGGUUCAUUUCCAACACCUUCCACCUCUUUCUUAAUUUUUCUGUCUUUAUCUCUGGAAACAGUUUAUCUGCUGAUGUGUUUUAUAAACACACUGACUCUCACAGCUACCUAUACUACACCUCUCACCUUAUCUCCUUACCUGCCCAUCACCUCCCUCUGGAGCUCUUCCCCCUUCCCUUUCUUCCAUGGCCUUCUGUCCUAACAGAUUCCCCUUAUCUCUUCACAGCUCUUUACUCUCUCUGUAUUACUUAUUUUUAAAACCUAAAAUACUCCCGGUUUUACCUGUCCCUGUAUUUCUUUCUCCCUUACCACCACCUUCUUACUCUGACUUCCCAUCUUUUUUCUCCAGUUCUGAUGAAGGAACUCGGACCGAAACGUCGACUGUUUACUCUUUUCCAGUUAUGCUACCUGACCUGCCGAGUUUCUCCAGCUUUUUGUGUGUGUUGUCAUGAAAUUUGUUGUCUUUGCGGCAGCAGUACAAUGCAAUACAUAAUAAUA
Messenger RNA from Hypanus sabinus (Atlantic stingray), 8417 nucleotides. RefSeq names its product semaphorin-4B-like. Gene Ontology annotation, molecular function: chemorepellent activity; semaphorin receptor binding. The record is from RefSeq and is a predicted model, not a curated record. Gene Ontology annotation, biological process: semaphorin-plexin signaling pathway; negative regulation of axon extension involved in axon guidance; negative chemotaxis. The coding region runs from base 1682 to 4156 and encodes 824 amino acids. NCBI's taxonomy places the organism in Eukaryota, Metazoa, Chordata, Chondrichthyes, Myliobatiformes, Dasyatidae. The transcript has 18 exons.